CCAAUCGCGAAAAGUGUCUUUUAUUAGCAGCGGUAGCAGACUGACGACAGAAGCUUCGCCAGAAAUCUGCAUACUUCUUACUUACUAAUUAGAGGCUUUUGACUGAUUUUCUUCCCAUGUUAACUACAUUAUAGGCAUGUCAUGAUGAACACUGUACCAAAGUUACCAACCACUCCUGAUCCCAAGGCUCUAUUCAAGGACCUUGGAAGGCCCACGCUCAGGGGUGUCAGGAAGUGCCCCAACUGUGGAAUCUACAAUGGCAUACGUGGCCUCAGCUGCAAGAAUAAAGAUUGUAACAUUGUCCUUAGGGGUAAGGGAAGAAAGGGGAACCAAAGUCCUGAUGCAAUCAGAAUCAUCACAGGAUCGUCUGCUAUGGUUUAUUCUGUCCGAUUGCGUGAUAGGGGGCCUGAGUAUAGAGGAUUUGUGGAGCUGCCGAUUAGCGGAGAGAUUGUCCUUCAGGGGCCUGAUUCUGAGACUAUGACCCUUGUGGAUGUACCCCAUUGCUAUAUUGGAUCGUGUCAAAAGUUGACUGCACAAGAAAGUAACCAGGUGUUAUGCCAGCAUGUUGAGCUUGCCCAAAAGUGCACGACAGAGGCCCAACCGCUAACUCUGAAGAAUUCGGUACUCAAUAGUUUACCGGUGUCAAACGAAAUGAAGCAAGCGAUCUGGCUCCUCGCCACCGAGACCACCGGUCCUCUAGUGCAGCGUGUGUCUAAGAAUAUCAUGGUUGUCAAGUGCAAGCCCCAGCAGACAAAUCACCUAGGUUUCCUUCAUUUUUCCUUCUCGGAGUCUCCAAAGAGGAAGGGCUGUGUGGAACAUAGGUUUUAUUGCUCAUGCAGACUGUUCAAGAAUUUCAAGCAUGCACAUGAAGAAAACAAGAAGAAGUGUGUCCACUUUUAUGCUUGUAUCUGUGCGUUUGCAAGUGAUGAUGUACUAGCCAAGGAAUUUGAAUACUUCAUUAAUAUGGAUGAGGAGAAAAAGGUAGCAGCAGACAUUCCUGUAUCUCCUCUUGGCGCUGUUCAAAUAACCAUUAUUGAUGGUCAAGUGACUGAUACAUCAUCAGAGGCGGUUUCCAUGGCAAUCGCAGUGCCUGGUGCGCAGGGGAAGAAGAGGAGGAAAGAUGACACACUUGCCCAGGCCAGCAGUGCUCUGUUGACGCUCCAAGAGGGAGCAACAUCCCCUGUUAAGAAGACACCACCUAGGAGAAACACCGGUCCUACAUUGGACCCUGAACUGUCCUUCAACAAGGGGAUUCCCCAGCCCCCAACAGAGGCACUGGAAGGACCCACAGUCUCUUUCAAUCACUGGUUGGGGAGCGUGACGGAGAGGAUCAAUCAAACCAUGCAUUAUCAGUUUGAAGGUACUCCUGAGCCUCUGGUGUUUCACAUACCCCAGGUUUUCUUUGAUAUCCUCCAACAGCGGAUAUCAUCAGGAUCUCGCAAGAAGAGACUCCCUAACUCUACGGUGGCAUUCAUCCGUAAAGAUGCCCUUCCUCUAGGGACGUUUACCAAGUACACCUGGCAGCUGACCAGCAUCAUCCAAGUCAAGCAGAUAUUUGAUACAAUGGAGAUGCCUCUUGAGGUGACAAGAAGCUUUGUAGAGAACAAAGAUGGGACGUUCUCACGUUAUUCUCCCAAGGUAGAUGUACAGCAUGUAGGAGAGGCUUACGGGAGAGCAGCAGGACAGAUUCCAAUCAAGCCAUUUGAGCUUAAAACUUUCCUCAAAGUUGGAAACACUGCAGCGGAUCAGAAGGAGCCGACACCUUUCAUUAUCGAGUGGAUCCCUGAUAUCUUGCCCAAGUCUCGCAUCGGUGAGCUCCGCAUCAAGUUUGAGUAUGGUCACCAGCGAAAUGGACACGUUGAGAAAAGAUUGGAUGAGUUACAUGCUGCAAUAGAACAUGUUGUGUAAAGAUAGAGUUGGAGAACCUUGAAUUCAAACUCUACAGGCCGAGUAGAACCCUGUGGAUUGUUGUCAAGUUGAACAUCGGAAUGUGUUCAUUGGAUCAAGGACAUUUGAAAAGGCUGAAAGCGUUGAAUGGGAUGUCAGUGACACCGAAUCACGUGUGGACCCAGGAUUUUACUGAAGAUGAGAGACAGAAAUCUCUUGACAAUUUUCUAGCACAAGAAAAGACUCCUCACAAGGAAUACCAUGAAGUUGCCCUUCCCCUACUACUACUACUACUGAGGGGAGAGAGCACUUCUGAUGCAAGUCAUAUUCUGUAUUUUCCCAUUGAGUGCAGACCCCGAUUGUUGUGCUCUCAUACUAGUUUGUUCUUGUUAAGUAGCCAGAUGAACAAUGCUAGUAAAAGUUCCUCUACAAAAAAUAUGUGUGGCUAAAAACUGAAGGGGCUUACCACAGCCUCCUUUGCUGCACCUCCUGGUUGAAAGACUCAAGGAAGGUGCUGGGAGUGAGUUCCAUAUUCCGAUUGCAUCGGGAUGAAAUGUCCCCUGAUAUGCUUGGGUUCUGGCACAGUGUUCAGUAUAUAGGAUAGAUUCUACAAAGCUAAAUGUAUGUUGGAGUGCUUACAAGUUUGCAUUUGACCAUGUGUAAAUGCAGAGCUCUACAAAGUAGGGGUUACAAAAUUCAAUUCAAUUUCCUUAAAUUGUCCACAUGGAAAUUUGUUUUGCUCACAUUUUGAAUAUUUGUAAGAAAACGAUACAUCACUUACUUGCAUAAAUGCAAUUAUACAGAAUGACAGUAGAAAGUGACAAAUACUUGUACAAGAGAAAUUCUCCAGGAUAAUGUUUUUCCAAUAAAGAUGUUGAAGUAAAGACUACAGAAGAUUGCCCAGUCUUCAGGUGGUGAAAUUAAUGUAUGUGCGGAUGGAGACAGGAACAAAGGAAUUUAGGAAACGUUGCGUGCGAUAGUUUAGUGACUGAAGUCAUUAAUUGGAAAAGCAUCAGUGAUUUUUGUUUUCAGUAUUUGUUGUAUUUCUAGAAGAAUAUUUUUUUUGCAGGCAUCAUUUAAAUUUUGGUUUUAACUGGUGAUCUAUUCUGCUUGUUUGGUGAUUCUCUCAAUUUUCCUGAAUUCCUUCUUUUGACAACCCUUGUACCAGACAACGUACCCCUUCGUCUUAAAAAGUUUAAAUACAAUCAAUUAUGUCAACAGUUUUAAGAGUUGAUUUAAUUUUUAUUUUGCUUGUUGAGGCAGAAGUUUGGAGAAGUAUUUCCAGUGCUGCAAGUCUUUUUCAUUUUUUAGUUAUUUAUUUUAGAUUUCAAUUUUUAAAUGAAUUUUUUAUGUUUCCAUGUGCCAUAGGUGGUUGCUGAAAGCUUUAUGUUUUUAUUAUCAUAAAUUUUUUAUUUCUAUUUAUUUAUUUAUUUUUUUAUUUAUUUUUUUUUGGGGGGGGGUAUUGGGUGUCUGGCCAUCAUAUCAUUUAUGAUGGAUCAACAUCAAACUUGUUCCAAGUAGUCAUGUGUGAGUGACAAUGAUUUCAUUAGACUUUGGGGUCACAAAGUCCCAAGGUCAGGUGAAUAGUCUUUAUAUAGGUCAUUAUAUAUUGUAUUCCUAAAAAAUACCUUUCUCACCAUGACUUAACUGUUCAUCCUCAAAGACUAGCACAUAAAGAGAGCCUUCAGUACACGAAUCAUUGUACAUAUAGGCCUUUCAGACUAGGUGAACGUUUUGUGCUCUGUCAGAUUCUCAAUAAUUUGUAUGUCCAUUAAAAAUGGAAUGUUACCAAGUAUUCUGGUAUAAAGUUUGUUAGUAAGAUCUGAUAUAGAAUCUUAGAAAGUUUUUUCCAAUUGUGUAAAAAAUUAGGAAGAUUUUUGGUAUCUUAUUAAGCACAAGAACGGGUCAGCAGUCACAUGUGAAGUCGGAUGUAACUUAAUGGACAGCUGUAUGAAAUGGUUCCCUGAUAACAUAGGAAUCUGGACUUCUGCAUUUCCUUUUUUUGGGUUUCCAUUUUCAAGAAAAAAAUUGGUUUAUUGGAGAAUAUCUUCUUAAUAAUAAACGUGAGGUACAUGUAUCCUGUAUUAUACAUAUUAGCAACGCAACUACAUGUACUGUAGUGCUUAUGGAGUUUGACUUAUCCGCACUGAUGCAAAAUACAUGUACUACUGUAAAAGUAGUUCUCAUUAAAUGGGGAAGGGAAGUGAAUGAUUUCUAGAUGCUUAAUAAUACUAUUACUCUAAAAUCAUCAUUAAGUGAAGAUUGUGAUAACUUAUUUUAAGAUAUUACACAAUUUGUUCAAUAUUUUGUACAAGUAUCGACUUACCUAUAACGUGUAUGAGCAGCUUUGUUUUGGAUUAUUUUCCUCUGAAAUAUACUGUGUUACUCAUUUACACAUGUACUACAUUUACAUGUAUGUAUGUCAACAUAUUUUUACUAGGCUGCUCAAAAGAAAUCUUUUCCUAUUAAAUGAUAUAUUUUUCAGGAAUUGUAUGUACAGAUAAUAGAUAUUUCAAAUACAUUGUUUAAAGGUUCACGAAAGUGCUGUACAAAAUAUACAUGUAAAUAUUUGUGCUGGCUAUAUCUACACAUUUGUACAAUACAUAGAUGUAUUACUUUUUGUUUUUAUUUAUAUUUUGUUAGCAUGAAGUGCUGUGACUAGAGAAAUAUUUAUUGCUGCAUUCAAAUGAAUUCAGUUUUAAUUCAAGUUGUUCAUUUCCCGACAGUAUUACUUGAAUUUAGUUUUUUCAUGAAAAUUUUCCCAAAAUAUCAAAAUAAAGUGGGCAAGAAAGUAUAGGUUUCUAGAGAUUUGUUUGUGUGUUGUUAACAACUGAAAAAAGAGAGAAUAGAACCGACAAUAUGCAGAGUACCAACAUGUGACAACAUCAAUCUUUUUAUGCAUUUCAGAAUUUUCAUGGACCAAAUUUGGGAUUUGGGUGUUUUUCAUCGUGCUCCAUGGAGAUAUGGUAUCAAACAUGCUGAAAUGCAAAAAUAAAGAGUUUCUGUGAUGUUUUCACUUUGGAACACUGCAACCUUUAUCAGAAAAAGUUGAAAAGUAUUUGUAAUCAAAGAUGCGAUGAAAACUUGAUGAAAGAAUCAAUCCCUCAUGGUAUGAUACCAGGAGGGCAGUUCAUAAAAUAAAUGAUUUUCAAUGACCGAUGUUACAAGCUACUGAAAAUCCUUACAUCUGAUUGGUUGCGAGCACAUUAGUCAGUGAAACUCUGAAAACACUCCUCAGAUCCAGAUGUUGGCAACAAUGACCUAUAUUUCUCUAUGUACUUGAUAUGCCACAAAGGAUCAAUAACAUUGGUUCUUUGCUGCAUAUAUGAAGUCUUAAUGAAGUUAUAUUAGAAACACCCAAUCUCUAAAUCUAUCCCGGUGCGUGUUUGAUUACAAAAGCAAAGGAACAGAUCACAUUAAAACAUCUGGCGCAGGCAGAUUUCAGAAGCCUAUGGCAAUUUCUCUCAGCCAAUCACAUUGCUUGCUUGAUUUGAGCAUGAGCUUGCAACUUUCUUUAGCUCCAAAAACUCUUGAAACAGUUUCUUGAAUUGUGGGAAAAGAAAUGAAAGAAAACUUUUUUUAAUUGUAAUUUUGGCAGAUGAACCCUGGGUUUUUGUAAAGGUUGGUUUGAUUAUAGAGUACCAAAUUUGAUGCAAAGGAAAAGGAUGUUUUGGUGUGACUUUACAGUGCAUUUCUAAUAACCUUGAAUAGCUUUUGACAAAAAUGUACCAGUUUGCAUAUUAAAUUUAAAUUAGAAUGCCAUCACCUGUAUAGUUUAAUCCUAAUUGAUGUGAUUGAAAUUGCUUGACAAGUCCAUAUUUCAGUCUUGCUAACUUCACACACUGUUUUGUGAAACACUGCAAUAAUCUGUAAGUGGACAUUCAAUCACAACAUACAGCAAACACAAGGGAACAUUUGAUAUAUUUCAAAUUUUAAUCAAAGCAGACUUCAGCCAUAUUGAAUAAGGCAAAAUCAUACAUGUAGCAAGCAUUUUAUUGCACAUUAUUAAUAAUAUUUUUACAAACCUUUUUAUACAACACUGCAACAAUUUGUAAGUGAACAUUAAAUCACCACCUUCAGCAAACACAAGGGGAAAAUUUGAUAUAUUUCAAGUUGUAAUCCAAGCAAGCUUCAGACAUACUGGAUAAAGGCACUAUUAUUGGAAGCAUUUAAUUGCACAGUUCUCCAUAGAAAAGUGAAUACAUAUUGCAUAGACCAAUGCUUUUCACGAGGCAAGAAAAUGAGUGAUUGCAAAAAGUAAAAUAAUGAUACAUAUUGCACUACUUUAAACAUAGCAAGAAAUACAUUUCAUUAAACCUCACAUAGAAAACUUUACAUGUUGAUGUGUAACAUUGAUAACUAUUAUUAGUUAUUAUUUGACAAUAUUAGUAAUUUACUCUGUUUAGUUUUUCAAGAAUUUUUUCAAAGAUAUUUUAAUACUUCAAAGAUGUAUAAACCAUAAAAUUUGUUAUUUUGUUCCAUGAUUUAUCAUGAUUUCUACAUAAGUUGCUGCAAAAUAUAUCAAUUCUUUAAUCGAGAAGGGAAAAAUCAAGUAGUACUAAUGCAACAAUAACUGGUCUGAUAUGUUAAUCUUAUCAGCAACUCAUUAAGCACCAAAAUAGAAUGAUAAAGGACUGUCAUAUUCAACAAAUAAAAAAUCAAAAUAAUACAUAAAAUCACUACAUGCACAUCAUAGGCUACAGUAAUAUACAAAACAAAAUAAACAACUUAAAAGGCAAUAAAGAACAUAGAAAACAUAACUCAGAAUCAUGUAAUGAAAGGAUGCAAGUUGUUACUGUAGUAGACAGAAGACAUAAUUUUGUGCACUUACAGACAAUGACACUUUAAUACCUUAUAAGUGUUAUUAUAAUUAAAACUUUGAAAAAAGGUAUAUAAUACACCAUCAAACAAAUAUACAAAUAUUUUGGAAUAACAAAUUUGACAAAAUUGAAAAGAAAAUCUACAGGUAAAUUGCUGUCAUAGGUCAAGCAUUCUAUUCACAUGAAGAGUUCUCUUAUUUGUGCUACCUCAAUAAUGCUUAGUUCAAAUUAAUGAAACAAGAUACUAGGAUACUUGGACCUACAUGUAAAAAGAGAUGGACAUUUAUUAGUUACUAAGACACUAACAUGUGAAUAUCAUUGUCAUGGAUAAUAUUCUCUUCAUAAAAGUCUCCUUUGAUUCUAUAAUGGUCACCAUCACUUACAUGUAGGCCAUUGGUUGAAAGAACCAUUUAAUGAUGAGACACUGAUAUUGCACAAACUGUAUACAAAGAAAAAAAGCACUUAAAUCCUUAGAAAUCAAUGUGCAGUUCUUAACUACAUCUAAAUAGUUCCAUGUGUAUUACUUGAAAAAUGUACAAAUAUCAUACGGUAUAGUAAAUGAAAUUAUGAUUAUCAUUUAUAAUCGCAUUUUUCCAAGUUUCCUCCAAUAUUCCAGAGGUACAUAGUACGUAGAGAGUGUGUAUCUCUUGAUGUUACCGUGGUCAUUAUGUGUGUGCAGAAUUUUGCAGAUCGAGUAAUAACAAAUUUUAUAUCACGUAAAUUGGCUGCUUCUCAAUUUUGCCACUCCAAAUCUGAAGCAUGUAGAUUGAAAGGCAUAUAUAUUCUGAGACAGGAUAUCAGCUAACAAAACCAAGACCAGGAAAACUGUUCGUUUGUAAAUGAUCAGAUAUGCCAUAUGGUUCUCGUCAUACAUUAUGUUCUCAUUAAGAUGCACAUAAUCAGGUAGUGAUUAUCAUUGCAUCAAAAAAAUGUUCACAAUAAUCGUCUAUCUCUUUGUAGGUCCAUGGUAUAAUAAACAUAUUUGAAUGAUGAAAAGUACUGAAUAUGCCAAAAUUUCCAAAAUU
This is a messenger RNA of Lytechinus variegatus (green sea urchin), 7732 nucleotides long. RefSeq lists its product as uncharacterized. The record is from RefSeq and is a predicted model, not a curated record. Gene Ontology annotation, cellular component: nucleus. The transcript is spliced from 8 exons. NCBI's taxonomy places the organism in Eukaryota, Metazoa, Echinodermata, Echinoidea, Temnopleuroida, Toxopneustidae. The coding region runs from base 142 to 1908 and encodes 588 amino acids.